UACCCAGCGCACACUUUUAACAUUGUUAAACAAACAAAUCUCAACAGUUUUUUUUUUACUGUGUUUUUGUUGUCACACCACAUUGACUUGUUUGGAUGUAUCCACCGGUGACCGGCAGGAAAAUGGACCAGUGACUGGGACUGCACUCGCUCGGCGGGUCAAGCUGGAAACCAAUCCUCUGUAUGGCAGACUGAACCUACGUUAUGACUGAAUUAGAAGCUUCUGGGGUGGUGGAUCAUCCCCCGCCCUACAUAAUCUUCGUUGUGGUCUUCCUCUUCUUCCUCACCGGACUGCUUGGCUUCCUCGUCUGCCACCUUCUGAAGAAGAAAGGCUACCGCUUACGCACUGGAGACAUGGACGAUGAAGAGGAGGAGAAGAAGCUUGGAGGAAAUGUAGAAGAAGAGGACGAGGAGAACCAAGACACAGUGGAGCAGAUCCUCAAAUGUAUUAUUGAAAAUGAAGCUAACAUGGAAGCGUUCAAUGAAAUGUUUGGAAACCACGUGCACCAUGACCCCAGGUUGCGUAAGGAGUCUGUUGGAGGUGUUCCUCCCCAUCACCACACAGUUCACUCAGGCACAGACCACAACUCCUGUCACCUCUGUGCCCAGGUCCGAUCCAAAAAGGGCCGAAGACAAAGUCGAACCCCGCGCCAUAAACAACGACCGGGAGAGCAGACUGUCUUCUCUGUUGGCAGGUUCCGGGUGACGCACACUGAUAAGAAGCUUCACGGAGGUCCUAAUCCAUUGGUCAGUUCCGGAGAUCAGCUUGACCAGUCCCAGGACAGCGAGGAGCGGAAGGAAGGCGGGUACAAUCUGAGAAGCAUGUUCAAGGAUAGCCGAUUGCCAUCAGAGGGCGCCAAUGGAGUUACUGUGAACGUGGGGAAACGCAGGAAGAGUUUAACCAUAUUUGGGUUAAGGCGCGGCAGCGACCCCGUUGGCAUUAAAGUAAGAGAAGGGACAGGAAGGGAGACCGGAGGUGUUAAAUUCACUAUUAAGCCGCAAUCUGUAGUACUGGAGGAACUGUUGCAGGCAGAGAACAUUGACAUUGCAAAACCUGGUAUCAAACCUGAAACCGAGGCCUCAAAAAGUCAAACUCCUGCUUCACCUAAACUCGAGGCUAAAAUUUUAGUUUCUGUUAAUUCUCCCUCUUCCAAAAGUAAGGAUCUGGCCCAUACUCCUGAGGAUGGCUCUCAGCAUAGGCUUAGUCCUGAACCUGGUACGAACCAAAUCAAACCUCCCGUUGUGACUACUGCAGCUCAUGCCCCUAGCUCUUCUCCCAUUCCAUCUCCUGCUUCUUCUGGACAUUCAUUUGAGACAAGAGAGAAACAAGGAGAUGUUGAGGGUAAGGUGUUAAAAACUGAAGAGGCAUAUGAUCCUGGGCCGCUACAGACCUCUACACCCAUUGCCCCAUUGCCUGGAUCCAUUACAGGUUUCACUCCUGUCAUUCCUACUAGUCAACCUGAACCGUGUUCGAGCCCAGGUUUUCCAGUUACCCAAACUCCCCCUAACCCAAGCUCAACUCCAGAUGUGGAAUCAGGUUUUGGUGCAAGCCUAGCUUUAAUAAGCUUAGGUUCAUCUCCUCCAUAUUCGUACUCAAUCAAGACCUCACCUUCAUCCUCCACAUUAAAAAUGCCCAUCUUACCCGUGGGGAUAGCUUCGAGCCCGAAACUAAGCUCAAGAAAUAUACCAUUUGCCUUUGCCUCAAGCCCCAAACUCCCAUCAGGCCCAGCGAUGUAUAGCCAGGCCACUGUUCCAUCUUUAACCUUUGGAAAAAGUACAAGUCCAUUACAAGGACCAACUCCCUUACCUGCUCUUACUGCUGGCUCCAAACUUGACACCAUGCCAGUAUCACCAGGACCCCCCUCCUCUUCUCCAGCUGACCAACACCUGUCCUACGGAAGUUCGCCCCGUCUGACAUUGAAGUCAGGAAGUGUGGUGUCUGUAUCAUCUAUGACCAAAGAGGAUAUGAUUUCAAGCCCAUUUUCUCUAAAGGAACAAGAGCUGGAAGAAACCAGAACCGCAAAGAUGGAAGAAAAGACGGAAAUAACGAGAGGAGGGAUUCUCAAAACAGCUAAACUUUUACCAGUUGAGGGAGAUUCUAAAGAUUCUGCACUUUACUCUCCCAAUGAUCAACUUUCUAAUGACACACUGAGCAGCUGGCCUCUGACACCUUCCUGUCCACUGCCCCCCUCCUCACCUAUAGGAAGCAAUAUAAGCAGUGUGACCAUCGUCAAAGCCAGCCCUGACAGCAAGAGAGAGUUUUCUGUUGUCACCAUGAUGGAGCAGGAAGUAUCCUCUACUUCAAUAAAAGAACAGAAAGGAGCAACUUCUGAACUCAGGGUUGAAUCAGAAAAAGCAGGAAUUAGUCCAGCCGAUGGUCAGGGAGGAGAGCUUUACGUUUUAGCCGUUGGACAACGUGAAAGGCAAAUUGAAGAGACUCCUAGAGCAGAGGUUAGACCAAGGGUUAUCCAAGAGAAGGAUGAUAUUGUGGAAAUGGAAGAUAUAAGGGACUGCAAAGUGACACAGGUGAAAGAAGAAGAGAGGGUGUAGGAGGAGU
Anoplopoma fimbria (sablefish) is the source of this 2556-nucleotide messenger RNA. It is a transcript of the gene rell2, whose product is annotated as RELT like 2. The coding region runs from base 204 to 2549 and encodes 781 amino acids. The transcript is spliced from 7 exons. The record is from RefSeq and is a predicted model, not a curated record. Lineage: Eukaryota; Metazoa; Chordata; Actinopteri; Perciformes; Anoplopomatidae. Gene Ontology annotation, biological process: positive regulation of cell-substrate adhesion; positive regulation of p38MAPK cascade.